Molecule: messenger RNA, 1422 nt
Organism: Trypanosoma brucei brucei TREU927
Lineage: Eukaryota; Euglenozoa; Kinetoplastea; Trypanosomatida; Trypanosomatidae
Product: amino acid transporter, putative
Exons: 1
Coding region: 1-1422 (473 amino acids)
Biological process (GO): amino acid transmembrane transport
Molecular function (GO): amino acid transmembrane transporter activity
Source: RefSeq, a predicted model, not a curated record
AUGACAUUUGAAGCUGCUGCACAAGCGCCAAACAAGUGCCCUACCAAUGAGGCAACAGCGGAACCAUUACGCACUCCAAAUGUUCUCGCAGACAACCUCCUCGCUCGUUCCAACUUGAGUGAAGGGGAAUCACCGGAGAAAUCUGGAGAAGCACAAAAGCCCGAAGAACAAGGCAACGCGUUGAUGCGCUGUUUCCACUUUAUCUUACCGCGCGGUGGUGCCCUUUCCGGCAUCUUCAACCUGGCAAGUGUUACAUUGGGCGCCGGUAUCAUGUCAAUUCCAUCCGCUUUCAACACAUCAGGCAUGAUCAUGGCAAUCAUCUAUUUGCUGCUGGUUACGGUUUUUACCGUCUUCUCCAUCUUCCUGAUUGUGUCUGCGGCGGAAAAGACCGGCUACCGCAGCUUUGAAUCCAUGGCGCGUAACCUACUCGGUCCCCGUGCUGAUAUUGCUGUGGGUUUUCUGUUGUGGCUUCUGUGCUUUGGCGGUGCCUCUGGAUAUGUGGUGGCAAUCGGUGACGUACUGCAAGGAUUGCUUUCACAUGAAAAGGUACCGGCAUAUCUGCAGUCCAAAGGCGGCCGCCGCCUGCUCACGAGUGCCAUCUGGUUUGUCUUCAUCUUUCCGUUGACGCUCCCUAAGAGGGUGAAUUCAUUGCGCUAUGCGUCAGCGAUCGGCGUUUCGUUCAUCCUAUUCUUCGCCAUCUGUGUGGUGGAGCACUCGGCUGAAAAGAUGGUUACCGAUGGCGGCAUCAAGCAGGAACUUGUCAUGUUCCGUUCCGGUAAUGACGCCGUGGCAGGGCUUUCGCUAUUCAUCUUCGCUUAUCUUUGUCAUGUGAACUCAUUCUCCAUCUUCUUUGAGAUGAAGAAGCGUUCCGUCACUCGUAUGACCCGCGAUGCGGCGGUGAGCUGCUCCAUUUGCUGCUGUGUCUACCUGCUCACCGGAUUUUUCGGCUACGCAGAAUUCGGCCCAACGGUGGAGGGCUCCGUUCUGAAGCUUUACGACCCCUACGCAAAUCCCGUCUUCUUUGUUUGCUUCAUUGGCAUCAUCGUCAAACUCUGCGCUGGGUUUUCGCUUAACAUGCUCGCAUGCCGUACAGCCCUCUUUCAGGUGCUGCGGUGGGACCUGGAUACCAUGUCAUAUGUUAGGCACAGUAUCGUCAGUGUUUCAUUUGCUGUCGGUUCGCUCGUUCUCGGUUUGUUCGUGCCAGACAUCAACGUCAUCUUCGGACUUGUUGGUGCCUUCUGCGGUGGUUUCAUUGGCUUUAUAUUCCCCGCACUCUUCAUCAUGUACGCCGGUGGUUGGACACGCCAAAGCGUGGGCUGGGUGCAGUAUAUCUUGACAUAUGUAUUGCUCAUUCUGGGCGUUGUUGCAAUUGUCUUUGGUACGAGCGCGUCUGUUUACUACACAAUUAAGAGGUAUUCUUAA